AUGAAAUUUGUUUCUCCACAAGCAGAGAUUGACAUUUUUGAAGCCAUGGACGUAAAUCCCCACACUGUAGGUCUGCAGAAGGUACAAGGCCUUGAAGGAGAAUUCGGAGAUGCGUACAAGAUCGAGAAAAACAUCUCCCGGAUGGAGCUACCGAGUAGUUACUUGGAGCAGAUGCGGUUUCUUUUGAACAAUAAAAGACGAAUGGUUAUCAUGGCUAACGUGAAGGUUAUGCAUAAUUCUCGCGGAACACUGUUUUCUCUAGAACGCAGAAGGAAAGGUAUGAACUGUCUAACAAAUAUUAAUGACAAAUCAAGCAGAUUUACUUUAUUUUUACGAAAUCAUAUAUUAUUUCUGCGCAGAGACCAGUACGUGUUAGUAAUACAGGACGUUUGUAGGACAUCAAGCGGUCGACAUUACCAUGACUGAAUAACCGCUGACCUUUCCCUGUGUGCUUAUAUCCCAUGUGGGAGCCUUGUACAGAAUUAAAUUUAGAUUUGUGGUACUAUAAUACCGUACUUCUCGAAAUAAGCCCAGGGCGAUCACUUAAAAUACUAGGCGCUUACUCGAAGUAUAAUCGAGGGUAACCGCUUAUUAAGUUCAACUAACUGAAGCGUUACUUUUGAAGAAACAACUUCAAUUCUAUUUCAAAUUAACAAAAAAGAACUCUGCAAGCGCAUAAACACAUAAUGAUAGAGGUGAAUGGAAACGAUUGAUAGGCAAAGAAUCUGCUCUUUAGCAGGUGAAAGAGAGGCUUUCAUUUGUGAUCUCCUACCCAACUGCCGCUAUUCAAUAUUCUUUAUUACUGGUGUGAGACAAAUUUGUUUUCCAGGUUUUAGAACCAAAAAAAAUUACAUAGGAAAAAGGAAAUGGCAAUGGAGAAGAUAUUUUGACUUUUGCGACCUUCGACUGAGGUUGACUAGUGAUAAGAAAGGUCUUUUUCAAAUGCGAUAUCUUUUCAGGUCAGGUCUUUUUGUCUGUAUGGGUAGCCUGUUAUCGGACUUGUCGCCUGGGAAUUACCUACCAAACGUCACAGUUGCAACCUCAAGAUGUUUCUUUCCAUCGUGUUGGCAAAUUGUCUGACGGGCGAUGGCACAAAAUUGCGCUCUACCUGUUUCCUCACAGCCAUUUGGGGAAAACAGCUGUUGAGUUGUCCGUUGAUUGUAAGAUGCUGGGUAGAAAAAAGAUAAUGUCAAGAAUCGAGAAUCUUGUUCUAUCGUCAAGGGAUGUGGUGUUCUUGUUUGCCCAGAGAGGUGUAGGGAAGGAAAGCGCCAUGUUGACUUGGAAGGUAGGUUGCAAUCCAUGCUUGAAAAAACUAAUGCAAGUUGUUUUUGUAAGGUUUCCAAAUAGGAGAAAGAAUGUGUACAAAUAUGUUAGAAUGUUUGUUAUGCAUUCAAAUGACGUCCGUUAUGCAAAAUAACUGACAGUUACCGUAGAUAGAUAGAUAGAUAGAUAGAUAGAUAGAUAGAUAGAUAGAUAGAUAGAUAGAUAGAUAGAUAGAUAGAUAGAUAGAUAGAUAGAUAGAUAGAUAGAUAGAUAGAUAGAUAGAUAGAUAGAUAGAUAGAUAACUUUAUUUAAACACGGUUAAAAUUCCUUCAGCAUGUACAAAAAAUCUAAGAUCUAUUAUACCUAACUAAACUAACUCUGAUUAAGAAUAUACUCAUAAAAUUUUAACUACCUAGCUAUUUACAAAAGCUGCUUUUCAAGGAUGCCGUGUAAAACUGUAUUAAUGUAUGAUCUCAUUCAAAACUGUUGCGACACAGUUUACGUUUAAAAUCAUGUAAAGAAUCUGCAGAUCUUAAAUCAUGGGAUAGGCUGUUCCACAGCUUAGCUCCGCUAUAGGAGAUACUUUUCUUUAAAUAAUUGGUACGGGGCAGUGGAAGGACUAAUUUAUUUUCAGUAUUCCUCAAUCGAUAAGAAGUUAUUUCGUCACGAGAUACAAAUUUAGAUGUUAGAUAGUCGGGAGUCAUCCCAUGUACGGUUUUAUACAUCAUAAUAGCCGUCGAUACUUGUCUUUGGUGUUUAAGCUUACGCCAACCCAGUGCCAGGAACAAAUCGUCCACAUUACAAUCAGAAUUAGCGGACAUUAGAAUACGGGCUGCACGAUUUUGGAGCCUCUGCAGCUUAUCGGAAAGACCAAUGCCGCAGUUGCUCCAUACGACAUUACAGUAAUCAAAAUGCGGUUGAAUUAAACUGUCGUAAACAUUAAUUAAUACAUUAAAAGGAAUAAGAUGUCGUAUUCUUUUAAUUGCACCCAAAGCAGAAGCAAUCUUUUUACAAAUACUCUGUAUGUGGCAUUCCCAGCUUAAGUUUUGGUCAAUAUGCACUCCAAGAGAUUUUGCCGUUGACACUUGCAUCACUGGAUGGUCGUUAAUCAUAAAAGAAGGAGUUUCAGAAAGCUUUGAUAGCUUCUGCCUAGAAAAUUUGCCUUGUAUUCUGUAGUUAAGCCGCCGAUAGCCAUAUAUACACCUUGUUUAAAUCGUCGUUAACGCAGUCAUUUAUGAUUUUUAAAUCUGCGCUGGCAUAGGUUAGGCUGGUGUCAUCGGCAUACAUUCUAGGUUGUGAAAAAUGCAAGCAAUUAGGUAGGUCAUUAAUAUACAGUAAAAACAAUAAAGGUCCAAGCAUUGUUCCCUGGGGAACACCACAUGUAACUAAUUUUGGGUUUGACAUUGAGCAAUUAAUUUGGCAAGUUUGGGUACGAUUGUUUAAAUACGAAGUAAACCAUUCGUGACAGGAACCGCGUAAUCCAUAAUAUUGUAAUUUCGUUAACAAGAUAUGAUGAUCAACUGUGUCGAAAGCCUUUUUUAAGUCUAAGAAGACAACGGCAUUGACAAGGCCACGAUCAACGUUCACUGCCCAGCUAUCGGUAGCUUCGAGUAAUGCGGUUACAGUAGAAUGUAAAGAACGAAAACCAGAUUGGUAACGGGAUAGAAUACGAUUCUCAGUAAGAUAGUGAUACAACUGGUCGUAGACUACCCGUUCAAAUACUUUGGCCACGACUGGGAUCACCGAUAUUGGUCGAUAAUUGGUGGGAUCAUUUCGUUUACCAGAAUUUUUAUGAAAUGGAGUAACCCUAGCCGACUUCCACUCAUCGGGAGAAAUUCCUGUCAAAAGUGAUUGAUUAAAUAUUAAAGUAAGAGACUCGGCAAUUAGAUCAGGGCACUCCCUUAAUAAUUUAGCUGAUAUACUAUCUAAUCCAGUGGCCUUUGAUUUACAAAGUUUUGAAAGGAGAGAAUAAAUAUGAGAAGAUGUUAUUUCCUUGAAAACAAACUCCUUAGAAGUUCCACAAAGAAACUCUUUGUAGGUGGUAUCAACAUUCGAAACAUUUCGACUAAGCCUUGGUCCAAUCUCAAUGAAGAAAGUGUUCAACAAUUCAGCAACUUCUGCUUGAUUGCUCGAUUUUAGUCCCUGAUAUUGUAUUUCAUUUAUUAUUGUUUUAUUAGAUUUGCGGGAAGUCAAUUCAUUAAUGGUCUUCCAGGUCUUACGUUGAUCACCGGCAUAAUUAUUAAAAGAAUUAUUAUAAUAGGCCUUUUUAGCAGCCUUGAUUUCCUGAUUUACUUUAUUUUUGACCUUCCGGAAUCGAUUCCAAGAGAACGCAUCCUUAGUUUUAACAGCUUUUUUCUUUAGCCGGUUUCUGAAAUUCAUUCGUUUUUUUCAAAUUUGUGGUAAUCCAAGGAGACUUGGUGGGACGGGUGCGUUUAGUUUUCACAGGGGCGUGCUUAUCACAAACACUUAGGAAUAAUUGAUUAUUGAUUUCUAAAUGUUUAUGUUCCUUUUGAUUGAUUUCAUGGAAACAGCUCUCUGUUUGAGGAAAGGGUGAAAAAAUCGCUUUCCCCAAACAGAGAGCCUGUUCACAGGCUAAUUUAUGUGUAUAUUAUAUGUUGUAGUUAAUUUUUUAUCUCAGGUAAUUUAUAUUUUUCCUUUGUUUCAACUUCAUUAGCGUGCCAUAACCAAAAACAAAAGAAAAGCAAAAAUUACCCGAGAUAAAAAAUACCUGCAACAUAUAUUUUAGUAUGGCACUUGAAUUAGUUCAAAAAAAGGGUGGUGGCUUUCAUCUUUCCUUGGCUUCAAUACGAAGAGGCCCCCAUUUAUUACCACGCUGGGCUAGAGGCACAAAUCUGCACACGUUGAGCUUAUAAUGAUCCUGCCAACUAGUUUAGCUUUUUAGUUAUUUUGGGUGUCCCACUACGGUAUGUAUUGUUUAUUUAAUUAUGUCUUGUAAAUUAUUUAGUUGUCUGUCUACAGUAGUAGAAAUAAACUGAUUGAUUGAUUCCCACCAGUUGUUUUCUAAACCUGACAGUAAACCUUACUUAAGUCAUGGAUAAGCACUUUGUCCUGGUUGCAAAAGUCACGGAAGAGCUGUUGCAAGGACUGAGCAAAGAGGACAUGUUGUGCCCUCAAUCGUGACAUUUUAUUACACUGCAUUAAAUUACGUUGCGUUACCUUACGUUACGUUACUACUUGCAUCUAACGCUUAUUUCGUUGGUUUUAGGGUAGCCUUCAGAAUUUCAAACUUUUGUUUCACGAAGCAAUUGAGGAAUUGAUGAACAGCACAAACUGCUCCUGGCCUAGUUCCAAUGUUUUUAUGGAUGAUGGAGAUCAACAGCAAUUUGAAGCUGGUAAGAUAGACAACGUACGGCAAUCUGCACAGUUUUAAAAAAGCUGUUCCGGGUAAACAAGGAGUAGUUCUUUUUUGAAUGUCCUCACUGACUACUUGGCUAGUCCGCUACUGAGAGUAGACGCGACAUGAGCCGCAUGCGCAUUAACCCUUUAAGCCCUAAGAGUGAUCAGCAUCAAAUUUCUCCUUGUAAUAUCAAUGCUUUGUAAAACAGAGUGUUCAUGAGAAUUACGGACAUGAUCACACAAGAUGAAUUUGCUUGAUAUUUUAUCAACUUCUCCCCACUACUUCUGUAGGAAAUGAAUAGGGGCAACAAACGAGAAUUCAGAUUUUGAUCUUAGGGUUUAAAGGCUUUACACAAAUAAAAUCUUUGCGCCUAUGCUUAUGAUCUUCCCAAUGAGAGCAUGCUGGACAUGCGCAUAGGGACAAUGGCAAGCAACCAAUUCCCGUAUUGGAAAAAAGGAUCGCCAAUUUUAUUUUUUAUGUUACUACUUUCAAGUCAUUUAAAAGCAGUCUGCUUUGCAAACGUUUUUACAUUGGGGCCUAAAUGUCUGUUACAGCGAAUCUACUGACAUCGCGAUCUCAGAUCAGCAGGGGAGAGUUCAUAGGUUCACCAGCAGGACAUGCCGAAUUACCUUCUCUACGCUACUCCAUUCAGGAUGUGAUGAUGGUACUGGUUAGCAUGCAAAAAGAGGCUCAGAGACGUGAGGAAAGUUUUCAGAGAUCACUUAUGAAAGUCAAGGAGAAGCUGCAAUCCCAAGUAAGUUAUCAGACCAUUUAGAUCAUAACCACUAUUUACCUUUCCGUCCUUUGAUUUGGCGUUUAAUUUCUUUUCUUCUGUGGACGAAACCCCAAAUGUAGUACAGUAUAGUCAAACCAGUUUGAUACGGACGACAAAUAGUGUCAGAUCCAAAUUUCGGUCUGUAUUCUGUGUAUAUUGGCUGAAGGAUUGCCGGCUCAGCUUGUCAAGGAAGCUUUAUUAGCUUCAGAACUCGGCUUACUGUAUAAGGCUUCCAAACAGAGUUAAAAAACUCAUAAAUAAUUCACAAAGAAAAAACAAAAGAAAUUAAUGAUUAAUAAGUGUCGUUAUAUCUGAUAAAGACACGGCUAAACUUUACAUCCAAUUUUUUAGACCAAAAUAACCCCAAAUCUAAAUAUUAGUGCAAGAAUGACUUGAGCAAUGCAAAACUCUCAGCUUUGCCUCGAGUUUUUAAAGCUGAUAAUACACUCCUGCCCGUUUUCUUAAACAGUACAAAGAAUGUGUAAAAAUAUGUUGCUUUUUUUAUAGUAGUUAUCCAUUAAAAUGGCCGUUAAGCAAAUAAGUACAGUGGCAGUUACAGAUUUCAAAAUUGUAAUGUGCUUUUAUGGCUAUUAAAGAUAGUACCUUAUUAGCUUCAGGGCUCGGCUUAGUGUUCAUUUUCCAUGGAUUUUCUUCGCCAUCCCAAUUAUUCCGGGGAGAUACUAUGUACCCUAGGGGUAGUAGCUCAACUUCAGCUCAGUAGGAUGCCUAAAAUGUGUGCAAUUCCACAACUGGCUUCGGCUCCAUUCACAAUCAUACACCAACAGCGGAACAUUUUAUGGAAGAAGCUACCCCCAAUAUGAGUUAGCAUACUUACACUGACAUGGUUUGUUUGAACGGUUUGUUUGUUUGUAAUUUGCCUCCUCUGAACAUUGUGUUGUUUUUGUUCCUCUGUUCUUUCGUUGUAUUUAUUGUUACUCCACUUUACUCAUUUAGUAUUUCUGUUAGUCCUUAGACGUUGAUUCUAUCAAGGAAACACUGGAAAACGGAGUCUGUUCCAAUCGCGCCUACUCUCCAGGGACAGCAAAUGGUAAUAACGGAUUUCUUAAGAUAAACACUAAAACGGAAAACAUAGACGUCGUUCGGAAAGGUAAAAUUUUGCGAUAUAAAUGCAAUGCAACAUGAUCUCGUUUUUCGUUUGCAUUUAUUAUUUGGCUCACUGUGUUGAUAUCCGCUGACCUAACUUUCCGCACAGUUAACCUUAAUUUCCGUUGGCCGCAUGAUCAGGACUGCUGACUUUUAACCCUUAACGGAUCAACUCGCGCGUUAACGGAAUAACAGAUUGUAACGCAGGUAACCAAAGUUAGUUGUAGUCUUGCGUUGUGAUCCGCAUAUAUUAUAUUUCUCACAAUACUGACCUAUAUUAAUUGGAACUUUAAGUAAUUAAAUUUUUUCGUCGAUUGAGUUGAUUACGUCAAGACUGCAACUGUCUUUUUGUUUGUUUGUUGUUUCACUGCAGUAAGACCUUCCCACAUUCCAUUUCGAUGUCAUUCAUUGUAUUCAGCCCUGUGUGUUCCCUGUGUGCUCUAUGUUUCUGAUGGUUUUCUUGGUCUUCUUGGCCUUUUCUUUCGAAAAAUUCCAGCGGGCAAACAAGACGGCUAUGCGCGUACGCUGCAGCUGAAUCCAGCCUUAAAGAACUUUGGAUAUUCACUUUUUAGGAGAACAAAAUGUCUGAAGAAUGACAGGGAUCAACUCUAGUGCUUGGUUAUUAAAACAGAACCCAAUCCCUUUUAAAUUUGGCCAUCCAUCACUUUUAAACAUUGUUUGGUGUUAGGGUUCGUUUGAGUAACCGGCCCUUUAGUGUCCAUUUAACUGAGGCCCAAAAGAGGUGUGGUCUUGAAGAGAUAGUCGACUGUAUAGACUUCUAUUUAACUCAAGGGGGCUAAGAAAAAUGAAAAAAGUUGGAAAUAGGUGACGUGGAGGAAGGACGCAAUGUAUUCGCUUUAAAUUUAGGCCCUGUCCACACUAAUGCGUUUUCAAAAGUACGCGUUUUCAUUGUUAUCGAAAACGCAUCGAUCGAUUCGCGUCCACACUACCGUUUUGAUGCGUUUUCGACUGCCCACGCUAAAACUUUCAAAAACGAUAGAAUUGCACGUUGAGACGGAAGUUGAACUCUAUGUGUAUUCUGCAAACACAGACGCCUAUGACUGAUAUUUUCGUCCAUUUUCAUUCUGAUGCGUUUUCGAUCGUUCACACUAUUGCGAUAUGUAUGAGUUUUCGUUUUCGUCCACUUUCAAACGCGUUUUUAGAUCGAUGCGUUUUUGAUGAAAAUGCUCAGCGUUCUAGUGUGGACGGAAGGCUUAAACGCAUCCAGAUGUAUGUGUUUUCAAACGAAGACGCAUGGUUGUGGACGGGGUCUUAAAGCACGAGUUGAUGGAUUUACCCGAUAUUUUUUCUUGAGUGUGUUUUCUUGGGUUGUUUUAGAGAACAAGUGUUCAUUAAAACCGUGUUUCCCCUUCGUGGACUGCGAGGAGACUCCAGGCGUGGGGCUUGGGUUCAAAUGUGGUGAAUGCCCACCUGGUUACUCAGGAGAUGGAAUCAGAUGUAAUGACGUUAAUGAGGUAAGAAAUGAUAUACAGUUCAUAAGACUCGAUUGUACAGUUUUGAUAACCUGUUGUUUGUCCCAGCUGUUUUAAAAAGUAAAGUUAGUUAAGAUUAUUUUGUCGCUUUCCAGAGCCUGUUGUUUUCAAUAAGAUAAUAAUUCUCCUCGCGCUUGAAGUGUACUGUAUGAGAUGAUUAUAGCUAAGUACCAUCUGAUAUAUAACCCGCGUUCUUGGGAACGUCGUAAGGUAUAAAGGAACACAGUGUGCAACAGCUAGUUUGACAAUUUGCAUUGUUUUAGUGGGCAGACGGAUUUCUCGAAAGGAGAGAUACCGGUUUUCGUACAUACCAUGGCGCUCCACUUGCCGUCCUUGGCUUAGCCAUCGAUUUCAUUAAGGAAUACGCAGAGUAGUUAACAUUACCAAAAUUGCUGUAUUGUUUUUCUUGUCCAAAUGGCUUCUGCUGAUCAACAGCUGUGCCAGACGGCCGUUGCGGAAUCAAAUAAUUCAGUAAAUAGACAGCGUAUUGCUGACAAAUCCAACGAACUUUUAAAAUAACCUAAGCUUUGAAGUAUGGUGCCUAACUUCGAUAAAUUCUCUCGUUUCACCGCGGUGAACACUCCUGAAAUGUCUAACCUACAAUAGCUAGACUAGUUUAAAAAUUCUUUGCCAUAGGAAAUUUCAUUUUCACUUCGUUUCACUUUUUUUCCCUUCUAGUGCUUAUAUGAUCCUUGUUCUCCUUACACAACUUGUACUAACCUUCAGCCGGGUUAUGAGUGCGCUACCUGCCCCAAAGGAUUUGUGGGAAAUUCUACCAUUGGAAUAGGAAGAAUGUUUGCUGAGAACAUCAAACAGGUAACAGCAAACCUUAGCUGAGAAAUCUUAGUUUGAAGACUGGUCUAAAACUCCGGUGACUCUGUGGACACGAAGUCCCACUGCAUACAACGUGCUCUGCUGCAAGUGCUGUUGCAUUUACCAUGAAACAACUAGCAGUCGAAACUUUGUAGAAGUGUGCGAGCAGAAACUGAAAAUUCAGUUACACCUGUAUGGUUUUUCUGGCGGUCAAAAGAAAAGCCAGUAGUGUCUUUGAAAAAGUAUGAAUCUAGCCCCUGCCUAAAUCAUAAAAACAAUUUCAGUGAACUUCCACCUUAUCAGCGACCUUGGUUUUACGACCUUAUUUCUUUCGGCGCAAACUAAAAAAAAAACGGUCUUUCUGUGAAAACCCCUAGCUCCUCCCUGUACGAUCACCUCCUUCAUACGACCAGAUUUUUAUGGCCCUUACAGGAUGCAGUUGGUAGGUGGUUAGACUGUAGUAUUUCGUUUUAGUUGGUUGGAGGGCAGAGACCGCCAGCUUAUACGUCAGGGCCGAAUCGCUCAUCCUUAUGAUGAGGCACAAGUCCACCUGGCUAAGUUGUGUUUGUUUGAGUGUUUCUUCUUCUUCUUUUUUUUUUUUUCGUUAGAUCUGCAACGACAUUGAUGAGUGUAACGACGGCAAGAAUGGCGGCUGCUCAGUUCAUUCCACCUGUGUAAACACACCGGUAGCUACUUUUGCACGAUAAUUGCCGUAUUUUAUCGAAUCAGCGCUCAAAGGGCCAGUAGGUUCGAUGGGGGCGCAGGGGUAGGGAGCGGGGGGCGGGGAGAUUAUUCGAGGAGAGACGCUAAAACAACCAAACAAUUACCAGGACUAAGAAUUUGUUUCUAUCAUGUAGCUUUCAUUAAAAAAAGUCAGAUUCAUGGUAUUUCAUGUCUUUGCGAAAGUUAACUCGACCCAGUUUCCUCGUUUCUAAAAUAACGAAUUAUAGAAGGGACGAGUAUUUACAGAGGAGUUGUUUGGGUGUACAAACGCUUUGCAAGUACACGAACGCAUCAGGCACGGGCUAUAAAUUGCAAGAAAAAAUCAAUUUGUUUUUUUAACCUCAAUUGCUAACUGGUGGCUAUAAUUUUAAGUGUAUGUUAUGGUAAUAAACUUAGAGUAGCCCCGUGAAUGAAUUCUCACUGUUUUUAGCGGGGAGGGGAAGGUGUUUAUUCGAGGGGAGGUUCAUAUUUCAAAUUUCGUGUUUAAUGGAGGCGCUAAAUCGCGAAUGGGGGAAGGGUGCUUGUUCAAUCAAUAAUAGCAUUUGCUCUACGAUGUAUAACACACAGCUUUUAGCUUAAGGUGCCCUCGUUACGCCCCUUUCUCUCGGUUUUCCGCGUUGGAGUGGCACUGGGGGUCAAAUCAGAGUUAAUAGUUAUUAAACAGUAAACGCAUCCACUUUCUUGCCUCAUACAGUAGUUUGUGUUCUUUUAUAAACGUUGGUGUUAUUUUUUGUUUUAAAACUGUUUUUGUGGGCCAAUAACAUGGUUUCUGUCGAUAUUAUCCUAAUUCUUUAUUACUCCGCUAAUUCAGGGAAGCUAUUCUUGUGACUCAUGCCAUAAAGGAUAUGUUGGCGACCCUUACAAUGAAUGCGUCCGUAUCAGGUAUUGCUCGGGAGAUCCGAACACAAAUCCCUGUGGAAAAGGCGCUGAAUGUAUACCAAUAAAGGAGGGAGCAUAUUACAAAUGCAGGGUAAGGCAUUUCCGAACGAAGAGGCCUCUCCCCAAAAAAAAGCCCUAGACUAAGCGCUCCCGGUCACACAAUUAUACAGGGCCAUUUUGGUUCACCUCAUUUUGUUUAGAACCCGGAAAAAACGAGGGCUGCGCUAUACAUCUCUUAGUAAGAAGCAUUAUUAUUGGAUGAGACUAAGUAUGAUAUGAGGUGUACUGAUCGAAGGGUGUAUUCGGAAAAAAGCCCCAGCCCAACCCCGAGAUCGAUGAUUGUUUUAUUCAUUUCAAGUAUUUCAAGGUAUCGGCGGAUGUAGUCAUCUUCCAGAUAUUACUCAAAAGCAGUUGACAUCCUUCGGGCGGUACAUUUUGGAUUUGUACUCUUUUCCUUGCUAUCGUUAGAAGUCUUCCGCAAUUUGUUUUUCUGUUUGAGCUCUGAACUGGCCCUCGAAAUUGCUGGACCGCUUUGUCGCUCCCUUCGCUUGACGUCAAUUGGCUUACAAUUUUUCUGUUAUUUUACGAUUGACAUCUGUAGUAAAACAAUAAAAAUAAUUACUCCAACUCUUCCAAAUUUGGUUCGCACUAGCUAGUUAUGAAAAAAAGUUAACGGAAAUAAAAAUAGGAAAAAGAAUGAAUGAAUUAUAGUGUGUUUACAUAACAUAAAACGUAGAGUAAUUAGGGUGCGUUUUGUUCUUGAGACGCUUUGAUUGGUUACAAAUACCUUCCUCUUCUCUCUCCAUCCUUAUCGACUAAAUAAGUAAACACAGUUUUUAAUGGUUAUACACAGCUACUGGUAAACUUAGUAGUUUUCAUUAUGGCUCAAAUAUGCGUAAAAAGCUAAUGAAAGUAUCAAGCUCAUCAGCUUAUCUUUUGAGGACAACUUACCUUAAUUAAGGAAGGUUGGUUCCGCUUACUCCAGGUAGUCACUCGUCCUUUUUUUCUAUCUGUGCAUUUAGCCAAGUGAAUACAAUACACACUGUUGCUUGUGUCGUGGUUGUAAAACUAGUAGCUCUCCAAAAUAAAUAUAAAUGAUGUUUUGGCAACUCUUGAUGAUCGCUCUUUGUUUUCCAGUGUAAACCUGGUCUUGGCGGAAAUGGAUUCCUGUGCGAGAUCGAUUCAGAUAUGGAUGGACUUCCAGAUAAGGCACUGAAUUGUAGCGACCCGCGCUGUUUCAAGGUGUGUGAUGUAUAAUUAAUUCCGAGUCCGCAAAGCAAAGACCCUUCACUGAGAAUUCACGCCCCGUCCUUGUUGUGUCCCGGGGGGAGUUGCGUUACUGGUGCUGAUUUGACCUUAACUUUUAAUAUGUUGAUUCUCUCACUCUUUCGAUAAUUAGGACAACUGCAAAAAUGUUCCAAACACAGACCAAAAGGACAAAGACGACAAUGGAGUUGGAGACGCUUGUGAUUAUGAUUCAGAUGGCGAUAGAUAUCCUGACCAUUGGGUAAUUCAGUAAUUUGGGUAUUCUAUUACUUCUGUACGCGAGUUGAUACCUUAGAGCUCAAUGCUAUUAGUAAGAGUUAUGGGGUUGGUCAAUAGGUCAGUUGAGUGGAAUUUGUGACCCAUUCCUGAAAGCCGGACGAUUAGUGCUAAACGAAACAAAACCAAAAAUAGUUUAGUGAGCAAAACGACACCUCUGCAGUCCAUAGUCAGAGGGGAAGGAGAGAGGGUUGGAGUACAGGAGACCAGAGGGAAAAGGGCGGAAGGUGGAAAUUCUAGAAGGGUGGCACGCGGGAAAAGGGCUGUGCCCAGAAUUAUCACGCCUUUAAUUUCGACUAACCCUUUAUGCGAGAGCAUUUGCUGCAAUGCCAAUUUGUAAAGUAGCGAAGUUUUUUGUUCGUUUUUCUUCGGAGGUGUUGGAAAUGUCUUUGAUAACUGCUUAAUAUUUCGCAUUCUGAUAAAGGCUGAAGGGAGGAGGCCGAAAAUGCAAGGUACGGGAGGCAAGGGAGGUUUGAACCCCGCAUCUCCCCUCCCCAGCCCUAACUAGUCAACUACGACGUGAGACGAUCAAGCGUUUCGUAGUACUGACUGGUGUUUGAAGCAUUCCAGGCCUUUCUUUAUUAUCAUUUUAGGACAACUGUCCCGAUGUUUCUAACAGACGUCAGACUGAUAAGGAUAGAGAUAGAGUCGGUGACGCCUGCGAUAAUUGUGCUAAGACCUCCAACCGUGAUCAGAAGGACGUGGAUGGAGAUGGUGUCGGAGACGCGUGUGAUGAUGACGCUGAUGGUGAUGGUAGGUUAACCAGGGCUGUCUAGGUAGAGGAAACAGUAGGACACGGCUGUGCAUGAUGUUGAUGCAUUUUUUUAAAAUGCAUCGUUGGCUAAACUCAACGAGGAGAAGUUGUCUUUAGUAAGAGAGACGCUACUGGAACAGUCUAUAUAACGGCCUGUGCAUAUAUGGGCAGUCGGUCGGCAGGCUCGGUUGACCGGGUUAGCAUGGUGUUGCGUCUUUAUGAGGAAGAAUUUACAAAAGAAAUACGAACGAAGUAAGAUUUUCGUCAACCGAGCUUGUCUGAAGAGGCCCUCAGAAAGAAAAGUGAAUGCAAACAUUCCGUUGCGUUGUCUUGACUACGCAAUAAGGAGAGGAAAAUCUUCUAGCUCCUGUUACUGAUCUAGAUAUAUGGACCCUUUUACGUCACGUUUCGUGUCUCUCUCUUUUCCGACUCCUUUUAGCGUUCCUCCUCCGGCGCGAAGGGCUGUGCACAGAAUUAUCAAGCCUUGAAUUUCCGAAUACCUCUUUACCAGAGCAUUUGCUGGAAUGUGAAUUUGUAAAGUAGUGACGUUUUUUAUUCGUUUGUCUGUGCAGGUCUUAGAAAUAUCUUUGAUAACUGUCCGCUGGUUCCAAACAGAAAGCAAAGAAAUAGUGAUGGUGAUAACGUCGGAGAUGCGUGUGAUAACUGCCCUACCACCGACAACCCCGAUCAGGCAAGUAAUUGACAUGAGAAAUCUCCCUACCUUCCUGUAACUUCCUGGCGUUUUAUGAGAAUAGGGCACUUGUUCGUGGCUUAUUUUGACGACUAAAUUUCACGUUGCAAAGUAUAAACAGUCUGCUCAAUAUAGGACCGUCAAUGAUUCCUCCCGUCGAGGUUUUUGUAUAUUUUAUUUCUCUAUCUCAUUCGUAUUUUAAUUCCUUCUAGAAUGACAAGGAUAAAGACGGCUGGGGAGACGCGUGCGACCGGGAUCGAGAUUUGUAAGAGUUACGCUCCGUAGCUUGACACAUUUCAUGAUUAUUACAUUAAAUACUAUUCUAGCGCUGAGUCACAUCCAAAUCAAUACUUUUUUGACGUUUUACCUCUCUCUGUUACCUCGUGCUCAACGUAUUGACGGGCACGAACAAAGUUAAUUAAAAACCGACCCUUUGAAGACAAAUUCGAACCAAACAAAGCCUUAGGAACUGACACGAGACUAUACGCAGGCUGAAACAAUUAGUCAAUUUCAGUUGCAAUUCUGGGUCGCUGGUGGUAUUCCCGUUAGGGCCAACAUGCGCACCAAAGGUCUUCAGCGCCUAGUUAAAAACCUUUGAUGGAGGCUGUCCUCACUGUAAAUCUCAUCCCCUUCGUCUUGGAUUCUUUACAUGCAGUGACAACGACGGAAUAGAAGACAAGUUUGAUAACUGCUUAAGUCAACCAAACCCGGAUCAAAUGGACACAGAUCUGGACGGAAGAGGUAACAACUAGCGUUUCAUAACUGAAAGGAAAAGCUCUCGUUAAAGUGCAAAUCAACUUCUUGACAGUACUGUUUGUUUCAGGUGAUGUUUGCGAUAGCGAUGAUGACGAAGACGGUGUUGUUGACUUCAGAGACAACUGCAGACUGGUUUUUAAUGUCGAUCAAAAGCAAACUAAAAGUGGGUGUUUAUCCUUUAUACUACGUUAAUGUUGUUAAUGUAUUUUAAUGUAUUCUCUGAAAGAUCAGAAUCCCGAACACUUGUAAAGUACCUUGUAAGGGCUCGUAAGGCCCUUUUUAAACGACGAACUAUACGUGAUCGAAUUUAAUUUAAACGACUUUAUAAAAAAACAGUUUUUCUAAUAAAUAUGAAAUUCGGCACAUGUUAACCUCGAAGUUUAAACUGGUUCAAGUUACGCCUAACUACCUCACCCUCCUGAUAAAAACAUGCAAUAGAAUGUAUGGAUUUUUAGGGUCCAAUACGAUAUUUUGGGAAAUUACUACCAAAACAAGUAGACCGCGAAUUCAGAGAUACGCUCGACAGUUGAUUUUGGCGCCAGACGUUAACUUGGUUUCUAUCAUGUAAUAGCUUCGACGUUUGUCGUUUGGUACGCCGAGUAUGAAAGAAAAUUACAGCUGUUACGAUGGCCUUAUGUUACCUUUUCGAUGGAGACAACAAAAUUACCUCAUCUUCCGUUGACAAAAAAAAUAAAGAAAAAGCACAGAGAUACUUAACGUAGAAUGCUUAAUGAAGUGUAUUGAGAUCUACUUGGAAUUUUACAAAAUUGCUUCUGCUUUUUCGCAUACUUUUAGGUGAUUUACACGGUGACGCAUGCGUAGACGACUAUGAUGGCGACGGUAUCUCAGACCAAGAGGACAUGUGUCCCACGGACCCUAAAAUAUCAAGAUUUGACUUUACCGGUUAUACGACGCUAAUCCUUGACGCUGAAGGUAGCGAGCAAGAUAAACCUUUUUGGAAAGUAAACAAAAAGGUGGGCAGGUCAAUUUCAUGUUUUAAGAUUCUCAGCAAACUUAAGCCCCUAAAACGGUGUACGCUACGUGUCAGUUUAGGAAAGGCAACUCGUCGACAAAUGAGAACGCAGAAGAGUCCGGUGCUCUAUUUUUCGCCCUUCCAUCGGUCAGGUCGAUUUUUAAAUCUGAGCGCGCCGUCUCCAAUAUCUUCACGUUGUUUGCCUUUGCUAACUCUACUUAACUCGCGACGGUCAAGUAAUCAUUGGAGUUAAAACUGUCCUCGAGUAUGAUUUUGGUUACCAAAGUCAAGGACAGUGGUAAGACGUGCCGUUUUUGUAUCUUCUGACCCAAAAUAUUGCUCCUUCAUAUUAUAGGGAGAUGAAAUCCAACAGGUCGUCAACAGCGUUGCGACAAUCUUCACUGGUAAUUUGAAAUUAAUAACAUUGCAUUAUAAAGGCAGCAGUUUUUAGAACCUUUUUAAGGUAGCUUGCGAUUAUGCCCUCCCUAUAUCCUAGCCUUUUCCAGGCUCCGAGAUGGUUGUGGAAAGUCGUUCAGUAAUAAGAAAUCCCAAGUCGUGCCCGUCUUAUUUUCGCUUUGCUCGUUUUAGUACGUUCCCACUAUACUAUCUGAGAGCCUGGCACAGGCUACCUAUAUCCCUGUAUGUCAUUUUCCAGAAAUAAAGGGUUGAAAUGCCUGAUAGUAAGUUGGUUAUAAAUCAGAUCCGCUCCGGCCAAUCAUAACAGCUGCACUCAGUAGAAUAAACCAAUCAGCAAAUCUGAUUAAACAGCUAUUAGUUAAGAACAAUGAAACAGUUUCAUAACUAACGUGAAAUUUUAUGCUUAGCUACUGCAACUGCAAGACGCGCAAGUGUCUUUUUCUUAAUUCAUGACUAGCUUUUCUUUUUUACCUUUCAUCGAUCAACGCUAGGAAACCAAGUGUUUCGCGAUGUGGAAUACAGUGGUACGUUCUUUGUAAAUACUCGAUCUGAUGAUGACAUUAUUGGCAUUGUAUUUGGCUAUCAAAGUCCCAGGAAAUUCUUUGUCGCAUCGUGGAAGCAGUCAAAGCAAGUUUACUGGGACAGCAGACCGUUCCGAGCCAAAGCAGAAGCCGCGCUCAAUUUAAAGGUGACUUAAGACUUUCCCCACGAAGCUAUUUUCUUAAUAUUUCCGACGUCCCCUAUCCUUUCAAAAAUGUAUUCGAAAAUUCACUUUGUUAAUGGCCCUUCGUGAACUCUUCGGAAUGUUCUUUGUCAAACUCAAAACUCUACGAACACUAAUUGUAGCUUUUGUUCUUUAAGAGUUUAUCACAUCCAAGGCCCUAUGACCGUGGGUUGAUAGACGUACCCACCAACCCACGUUCUGUACAAACAACGGAGAAAUUCAGAGCUGCUUUCUAAAUGGAAUCCAUUUCAUACUGAAAGGGAUAAGAAAAACAUAACCUUUUGGGCUCUGGUACAUCAGUUUCAUACUAGAAAAGUGCAUUAUCCACUAGCUUCAGUUCAUUGUUUUGAUGGAUAUGACCACAAUUUAACUUGCAUUGCUUUUGUCUUUUAGAAAAUUCACUCUGUCAGUGGCCCUUCGCGAACUCUUCGGAAUGUUCUUUGGCACACUGGAAACACUACAAACGAGGUUUUUUAUUCAUUUGUAUUUUUGUUUGUUUGUUUGUUUUUAUUUUUUUUCCUGAUCCUUACUUUGUUCACACCGUGGCUCAAAUGUGUUUCAACUGUACUAUCAUCUCCAAACACUCAUAAUGGCCUUUAAAACUGCAAUUACUUCCGGUUGAUCUGAAGGGUUUCCAUCGAAUAACAUUUGAUAUAUAAGCAAGAUGUUUUUUAAAAAAGUCUUGUUUUUCUUCGGUGUGGUUCAAUAAGUUUUUGGUGGCUAAAAACGUUUGCGCGCGUUUUUAGAAUAGUAAUGGGCCAUUUGCACGAUAACGUGAUUUUACCACUAACACCAGAAUCCUUUAGAGUUUGCCGUCUUUCUUGUGCAGUUUAUGGCUUUUGUUAAUUGAACCUCGCUGGGAUUACAAGAACGUUAAAGGAAAACCGGCAGUACUCAAUCUUUCUAAUAUUUACAUCAUCAUUACAAUUCCAGUUAAAUAAUUGUUUACGUUUACAUUUCUAUUUUUCAUUUGCGUUCACACUUCAAAGGCCACACUUCUUUGGAUUGAUCCUAAGAAGCGGGGAUGGCAGGAUCUGACUGCGUACAGAUGGCAACUUAUUUAUCUACCAUCCAAGAACUCUAUGAGGUGACAAUCUAAAAUAAUGGUAGCUACAAACGUGAAUAGUUACCAUCAAUAACAAACCAGACAGGGGGAAUAUCUGGCUGGUUGGAGUUCGACAAAUGGUCGCGGGUCGCGGGUUGUAUGUUGCGGGUGCGGGUUAGAAGUGCGGGUGCGGUUGAAUAUCGUGGGUGCGGGUUGAAAGUGGCGACCCGCGACCAUUAGUCAAAUUUGGCUGCAUGGAGGAACUGAAAGUACCUGUCAAGUGUCGUAGGUCAGCUGUUGUUCCAGUUUGUUAGACAUAUCUUCCUCUCUUUUGUAAGCGUUGAAGUCUCGAAAAUAUUUUGGGUGCGACAGAAAUGUUUUGUUGAUUGCAUGAAGUAAGGUACGUUUGAGGUAGCUAGGAAUACUUCCCAAUUACCCUACGCUCGCUGAAACGCGGGUUGUAACGGAGUAAAAAGUGAUUGCUAAAACAGGGGUACGUUAAAUGGGAAUCCUGGUCCGUACAUCUUACUAACACUGGAGUUUAAAAUAUCGUGCGUUAUAUUCUGGUUGUUGUUUGAAAGGCUCUUAGUUAUAACGGAUUUCCACUGUGGUGGCUUAAUCUUCUGCACUUGUUUCUUUGCUGAACAGUAUUUUUCAUACUUGUGCCGUGGAGCUACGGACAACCCUCAGAUGCUCAGUAAAGACUUCGAAACCAGUUAGCGUUGGGUCAAGUCUAAUUGGUAUCGUGCUUUUUAGUAUAACCGAGAAGAGUUUAAGAUUCGCUAAAAUGUCGUGUUUAUUUUUUGUUUGUCCACUUAGGCUUAAGAUUUGGCUCAAGUAUAACAAGUUAAUGAUGGACACCGGGGAGAUAAAAGAUCCAGACGUUGGAGCCGGGAAACUGGGUUUGAUGAGCUUCUCGCAAGAAAGGGUGAUCUGGUCUGCAGUAUCUGCUCAGUGUCUUAGUAAGCACAUCCUCUCUCGUCCACGUACGAUUACCGUUAAGAUUUUUAUAUGA
Molecule: messenger RNA, 18325 nt
Organism: Porites lobata
Lineage: Eukaryota; Metazoa; Cnidaria; Anthozoa; Scleractinia; Poritidae
Source: the annotation of a GenBank genome assembly